Messenger RNA from Symbiodinium sp. CCMP2456, 1863 nucleotides. The record is from the annotation of a GenBank genome assembly. NCBI's taxonomy places the organism in Eukaryota, Dinophyceae, Suessiales, Symbiodiniaceae.
GAUGACGGCGAGGAGGAGCUCGUGGAGCCCCCGAAGAGGACGAACAAGCUCUUCACCGUGUGCUCCUUCAUCCUUGUUGUGGAGAUGUGCGAACGGUUGUGCUACUACACCCUGCAAGGUUCGCAGAGGAACUUCCUGGAGGAUGCCGGCGGCCAAGGUGAAGAUCGCGGAAUGCAGGCCUCCACGGCCUUCUCCGUGUCUGCCUGUUGGUCCAUGCUGUCUUAUCUUUCCUGCAUGCUUGGUGGCUACUUAGCCGACAACCGCCUCGGCCGGUACCGGACCAUCCUAUACUUCGCAGCUGUCUAUGUCCUGGGUGUCCUGAUUGUGGCCUGUUCUGCGAUUCCGGAUCUUAUGGAAUCGUCCUUUGGUGUGCCACUGUACCUGCUCGGCGCUUUCGUGUUCGUGGCCCUAGGCACCGGUGCCAUCAAGCCGAAUGUGAUGAAUUUCGGUGCUGAUCAAUACGAUACCGAGGAUCCGGAGGAGGAAGUUCAGCAGAAGGCGUUCUUCUCCUACUUCUACCUCACCAUCAAUGUAGGUGUCGUCUUUGCCAUGGGUUUCACGGUUAACUUGGCAACGAGCGGCAGCAGCACGGCGAGUGCUGGAACCGGCUACUUCAAGUCUUACUGCAUCGCAGCGGGGGCGAUGCUGAUGGCUCUGAUCUGCUUUGCCCUGGGAACUCCGAGGUAUACAGGCAAAGACCGCGUCACGCGGAGACCCAUGGCCAGCGUCCUUUGGCAGCACAUGCGACAUGCUGCGAAGAAGAGCCUUGCUGGCAAGCUUUGUGUACUGGCUUGGGCUCUGAUCCCGACCUACAUGGCGAUCGUGCUCACUGGCUCUCUCUUGGGGUCCAUCGCAUGGCUUUCGUCAACUCUUACCUGGUUGGGCAUGGGUCUGGCGUUUCUCUCAUGUGCGCUGCUAAUAUCGCUGCACCAGCGGAGUGACUUCCUCGAGCCAUUGCCGCCGCAGGCGGAGGCUACACAAGCAAUCACCACAGCCGAUGUUCGGGGCGCCUUCAACUGUGUCCCGACCAUCAUCUGCAUCAACGUUGGUUUCAACAUCCCUUACAACGCGAUGAACAAUGCCUAUCCUGCCCAGGCGUGCCAGAUGGACACGCGACUACUCGGCCAGCAGCUGAAUGGCAGCUUCUUUAGCCUCGGUGACGCCUUCGCUAUCAUUCUACUGGUGCCCAUCUAUGAGAAGUUGCUCUUUCCAGCCCUUCGCCGCUACUACGGCCACCCACUCUCGCGCACGACUAAGUAUGUUGUGGGCUUUUCCCUGGCCAUUGCUGCGAACCUUUCAGCCGCUAUCAUCGAGCACAUUCGCCGUUCAAAGUCAACGGGAAGUGCUCCGGAUUUCGUUCUUUGCCCACAGGAGCUGAUUGGCACGGCUUCCUGCAGAGAUGGCUUUCUCCUCUCCAAAUGCUCGCCUGGCGCAAGCAUCCCAAUGACUCGGAUGUCUGCAUUCUGGACGGCCAUACCGAUGUUCCUCACUGGUGCUGGUGAGAUCCUGGUGAACCCGGUUGUGUACCAGUACGUCUUUGAGCAGGCCCCUGCACCGCUGCGCUCUUUGGUCCAGGCCUUGAAUUUGGUUGCUGCGGGAUCCAUUUCGAACGCCAUCACCGCGGCCUUGAGUCCGCUGGUUCCGGAGAAUCUCAACGACGGGCACUUGGUGUAUUUCUAUUACAUCAACUGCAUCGUCGCGUUAAUCGCCCUCCUCCUCUUCUUGUCUUUGAAGGAGUCGACGGCUGCACCGCCGGCUCAGCGGGAAGGAAGCGUCCGUGCGAGCCUGCUGGCGAGCACCGAUCGUUCGGCAUCGCUGGUCGCCGUCCCAGCAUCCAGGGUGGUCUCUCUGAUCGCAAACUAG